Molecule: messenger RNA, 1003 nt
Organism: Peromyscus leucopus (white-footed mouse)
Lineage: Eukaryota; Metazoa; Chordata; Mammalia; Rodentia; Cricetidae
Gene: Alkbh2
Product: alkB homolog 2, alpha-ketoglutarate dependent dioxygenase
Exons: 4
Coding region: 262-981 (239 amino acids)
Biological process (GO): DNA repair
Source: RefSeq, a predicted model, not a curated record
GCGGGUGUGAGCUGCUUGUUGGUGCAGAGCCCUGGCCAAGCGGGGCACGGUACCCUGCGUCUCUCGGUGGAGCACGGCUACACUCCGUGUCAGUCCCUUCCCGCAGGGCGCAGGACGGAGACACCUUGCUUUUCUGGGUGACUUUGGGCGAACCCCGUACCUCUCUGCGCACGUACGUGUCUGUGGCACGCGGGUGGAGGACUGAGCCCGGCCCCCCUCUCGCCUGGCCAUUCACCUCCACGGCUGUGAAGGGGCAGCGGGAUGGACAGGUUCCUGGUGAAGCCUGAUCAGGACGACCUCCGAGGGGAAAGGGAGGAGCCAGCCCCGCCGGGAGGAGCCUCGGGCGGCCAGCCGAGCCUCAACUGGCGGCACCUUCGUGGGCAAGGUCUGGAUUGUGAUUACACUGUCCUGUUUGGGAAAACCGAGGCAGACGAGAUCUUCCGAGAGUUGGAGCAACAAGUGGAGUAUUUUACCGGUGCUCUGGCCAAGGUCCAGGUGUUUGGAAAGUGGCACAGCGUUCCCAGGAAGCAGGCGACCUACGGAGACGCUGGGCUGACAUACACGUUUUCCGGUCUCACGCUGGCACCGAAGCCCUGGAUCCCAGUUCUAGAGCGUGUUCGAGAGCGAAUCUGCAGGGUGACAGGACAGACCUUUAACUUUGUGCUCAUUAACAGGUACAAAGACGGCAGCGACCACAUCGGGGAGCACAGGGACGACGAACGAGAGCUGGCCCCCGGGAGUCCCAUCGCGUCUGUCUCCUUCGGGGCUUGCAGAGACUUCCUCUUCCGGCACAAAGACUCUCGAGGGAAGAGGCCCCGGCAGACAGUGGAGGUCGUCAGGCUGCAGCUGGCCCACGGGAGCCUACUGAUGAUGAACCACCCCACUAAUGCCCACUGGUACCACAGUCUCCCCAUCCGCAAGAAGGUCCUGGCUCCUCGGGUCAAUCUGACUUUUCGGAAAAUUUUACCUAGUAAAAAAUAAAACAUGUUUUUUAUUAUUUUUA